GGCGGAGUCGCCGACGGCGUUUCGAGGGAGGCGUACCGCUUCUCCCCUAGUUCCUCCCCUUCGCCCUGUAAAUCCCGCCCCUCAGAAGGAUUCCGUCAUGCCAUCAGCAGGGAGCUGGAUCAGAAGUUGAGCAGUCAAGACUCGAACUGGCUCCCAUAUAGGAUCCCAGUACCUCAAGUGAAUGCUUAACCUGCUAUGCCACAGUGCCAACUGCAACAACAGAGUCUUAAAAAACACCAGUAAAGAAGGGAGAGCAGAAGCUCUUAUGAGAGAUAUUAAAAAGAUGCAAACAAAAAAUGUAUAGUAUCAUAGAAGCCAUGAGGAGAAAAAGGUUUAAAAAUUAAAUUCGGGACUAAAUAUAUUUCUCCCAAGAAAUUCCCUAAAUACACAAAUUGACCUUAUCCCUUAGCUGAAAAACACUACACAGAUUCUCAAAUGUCAUAAGGUCAAGUUUGAUAGCAUGCUGACAAAAGUCUCCCUUAGCUGGCCUUUACUCAUCACUCAACCUCAUCUUUCACCACUGCUCCCCUACCCCAGGUCCUCUUUAAAAAUGUGCUCAGUUGAUGUUCCCAUGAUCUCCUUUUUCUGUUUCUAAUAUCUUCAGGUCUUUGCAUAUACUCCAUGCACUCUGCCUCUAGUACUCUUCCCCCUAUCAUCUCUAUACUUAACUUCUAUUCAUCCUACAGAACCCAGGCUCAGUUGGGCCCCUUCUUAUGCACUUUAAAAGCUGUCUGUGUAUGCAUCUAAUUGAGUACUCACCAGUAUCCUGGCAAUGAUGGCCAUUGUUCAUUACCUGUGCACCUAUUUCCCCUUCUAGACUGAACUUCUGGGGGUUGAGGGCAGGGAGUUUGUCUCAUCCAUCUUUUAUCCCCAAUAUUAGAACAAUUUAGCCUGCCACUUGGCAGGAGUUCUGAUUAUAACUUGCUGAGAAAGAUGAUAGUAAUGAAAGGGACAGGUUGAACAAGAACGGAUAGGGGUUUUGUUUAUUUGGGUGAGGGAGAGAUUUCAGCAUGUUCACAGAAAGGGAAAAGUAGAAAGAAGCUGAGGAUCCAGAAAACACAUGAAAUAGCUGGUGGGAUCAGGCACCAGAGGCAACAGGAAGAGCACAUGGACUAAAGCACCACAGAAGGCUCCCGUCAUACCAUCCAAUGGGAAGGAGGUCAUAGGGAUGUGGAUGUCCAUGAAGACACAGAUAAUGAAAACAGAGCUCACAUCUGAUGUGAGAGGGAUCUCCUUGUCUCUGGAGACUAGUUCAGCACCUCACACAUAUGAGCCACUCAGUAAACACUUGUUAAGUCAAUUAGUAAUGAAGGCCAAGCAGAUAACUUGCAUAUAGUAAAACAGAGUGAGCGUCAGAGCCUACACUGGAAUCUACAUCUCCUGAACUGUAGGGUCCCCGUGUAGCUCAGCUUGGGGUACAGGAAGUGAAAGAGGAAGACAGAAACAAGGCCCAGGCUUCCAUCAAGCAUGCACACCCCACCCUCUCUAGAGAUCUCAUUAGAGGUGUUUAGCUCUGCAGGUGUUAAGUUCAAGUCCUAGGAGACAGGGCAGGCACUGGAGAUACACUGCCUCCACUGUUUCAGUAGCUGCUAGCCCUAGAUGUGUUGCUAAGAGCUUCCAAGACAGAGCAGUCACAGCAUUAGCCUCAGGAAAGCCUCUUCCAAGCAAUCAGGCACUAAUCCUCACCUCCGGAAACUACCUGCUGGCAAAGAGGCCAAAAGAUACCUGACACCCCAGCACCAGACCACAGAACCAUGAGCCAGGACAGCAAGGUGAAGACAACAGAAUCCAGCCCACCUGCCCCUUCCAAGGCCAGGAAAUCACUGCCUGUCCUAGACCCAUCAGGAGACUACUACUACUGGUGGCUGAACACAAUGGUCGUCCCAGUAAUGUAUAACCUCAUCAUCGUCAUCUGCAGAGCCUGUUUUCCCGACUUGCAGCAUGGUUAUCUGGUGGCCUGGUUUGUUCUGGACUACAUGAGUGACCUACUGUACCUACUGGACAUCAUAGUGCGCUUCCACACAGGCUUCUUAGACCAAGGCAUCCUAGUAGUGGACAAGGGGAGGAUCGCGAGUCGCUAUGUCUGCUCCUGGAGCUUCUUGCUGGACCUGGCUUCCCUGGUGCCCACGGACCUGGUCUACCUGCGGCUGGGCCCACACACACCCACACUGCGGCUGAACCGCUUUCUCCGGGUGCCCCGCCUCUUUGAGGCCUUUGACCGCACGGAGACACGCACAGCUUACCCCAACGCCUUCCGCAUCGCCAAGCUGAUGCUUUACAUUUUUGUCGUCAUCCACUGGAACAGCUGCCUGUACUUUGCCCUGUCCCGGUACCUGGGCUUCGGGCGUGACGCAUGGGUGUACCCGGAUCCUGCACAGCCUGGCUUUGAGCGCCUUAGGCGCCAGUACCUCUAUAGCUUCUACUUCUCCACGCUGAUCCUGACCACCGUGGGCGACACGCCACUGCCAGCCCGGGAGGAGGAGUACCUCUUCAUGGUGGGCGACUUCCUGCUGGCUGUCAUGGGUUUUGCCACCAUCAUGGGCAGCAUGAGCUCUGUCAUCUACAACAUGAACACAGCAGAUGCAGCUUUCUACCCGGACCAUGCGCUGGUGAAGAAGUACAUGAAGCUGCAACAUGUCAACCGCCGGCUAGAACGACGAGUUAUUGACUGGUACCAGCACCUGCAGAUCAACAAAAAGAUGACCAAUGAAGUAGCCAUCCUACAACACCUGCCUGAGCGGCUGAGGGCAGAAGUGGCUGUGUCUGUACACCUGUCUACUCUGAGCAGGGUACAGAUCUUCCAGAACUGUGAAGCCAGCCUGCUGGAGGAGCUGGUGCUGAAGCUGCAGCCCCAGACCUACUCGCCAGGAGAAUAUGUAUGCCGCAAAGGGGACAUUGGCCGAGAGAUGUAUAUCAUCCGUGAGGGUCAACUGGCCGUGGUGGCAGAUGAUGGUGUCACACAAUAUGCUGUGCUGGGGGCAGGGCUCUACUUUGGGGAGAUCAGCAUCAUCAACAUCAAAGGGAACAUGUCCGGGAACCGCCGCACAGCCAAUAUCAAGAGCCUGGGUUAUUCAGAUCUGUUCUGCCUGAGCAAGGAGGACCUGCGGGAGGUGCUGAGUGAGUAUCCACAAGCCCAGACCGUCAUGGAGGAGAAGGGCCGUGAGAUCCUGCUCAAAAUGAAUAAGUUGGACGUGAAUGCCGAGGCAGCUGAGAUUGCCUUACAGGAGGCCACAGAGUCCCGGCUACGAGGCCUUGAUCAACAACUUGAUGAUCUACAGACCAAGUUCGCUCGCCUCCUGGCUGAACUGGAGUCCAGUGCCCUUAAGAUCGCUUACCGCAUUGAAAGACUGGAGUGGCAGACUCGAGAGUGGCCAGUGCCAGAGGACCUGGCUGAGGCUGAUGACGAGGGUGAGCCUGGCGAGGGGACUUCCAAGGAUGGAGAGGGAAGGACUGGCCAGGAGGGACCCCUGGGCCCAGGGUUGUAGGAAAGCCUGACUACAGAAACUCUACCAGGCUGUCUGCUGGGUCACAGAGACAGGAAUGAAUUGGGCUGUAGAAGCCCAGCUAAAAAUAGGAAUGUAGCACAUGCUCAUCUCUCAGUCUCCAGUACACCCACAUAAACACCAAGUGCACAUCCACAUGCUGGCCUCAAACUGUGCAUCCCAUACACAAUACUCUGGAGUUUCCAUUCUCAGAGCACACAUGCUUUUCACUAAACAGUUUUACACCAAGAUAGCAUAUGCACAUGUAGUCAUGCACCUCCUAAAUACACAAAUGCUGACAGUCACACACCAACAGACAUAAAGACACCCUACAGAGAUGUGCACAUGCUUGUGAAAACCCAAAAGCACACCCAGAGUCGUCUUUGUCUAAAAGGCUCUUCAAACGCUCCCUCAUAUGGGUGAGUCACAGUGGUACCCUACAAGUUACACUUCACUGAAGUAUUUGCUUCCUCACUAAACAUUUGUGGGGCUGGAAAGAAAAGAGAAAGCUGGUGGUGGGCGAGGAUGAAUUCUAUCUCAAUUCUGAGUCACAGUGUCACAUGAGCCGUGUGGUGGCUGGUGACUUGGAUUCAGUGAGGCUGGGGGACUUGAAGAACUGAGCCAAAGAAAACAGGCUUGUGCAUCACAGUGCUGUAAGUGUGUCUUCCUUAUGAAAUUCCAUGGAUAUGUUGGAUAUAUUCACAUGCGCACCCUGGCCUUGCACCUUGCUCCUGAGUGUGUGUUCUGCAUUCUGUGACCCUGAGGGAUUUGAUCCAGCUUGGUGGGCCAGAGGAGACACCUCAGCUUCUUUUUUCUUGCCCUUGCCCAGCUCUGGAACCUGGGAAAGCACUUCCCUGUGUUCAGGGCUGAUUCCAGGGAGACAGUGGUUCUCAGGAGCAUACCCUAUUCUACCAACCCCAUUGAUGGGGCUGGCCUUGGUGCUGGCAGAAAUCCAGCCUCUCUUCUUUGCAUGGUGUUCCAAAAUAUAGAGUAGAGACUCAAGUCUGGGUGGAGUGGCAUAUCAUGCUCAGGGACAAUUAGAGACUAGUGCAUUGAAAGUUUGGGGUAACUGUGGUGAGCCUGGAAGGAGGUCUAGGACGCACCACUUCAGUGCCUGCACGGCCUGGCCAGUCUUCAGGUCUACUCUGUGUCAAGUGGUGUUUCAAAAUGUGCUCAGGACUUAUUUUAAAGGUAUACUGAGUAACGACCCUCUACUCUCAGGAGAGAUUAUCAUGGUCAUUGCACUUAAAAAUGUUUUAAAACAUGAAGUUACUUUGUGAUAGUUAUUUUGUGUUAUCUUCCUCACAAAAUUAAAGAUUCAUAAAGCUGA
Oryctolagus cuniculus (rabbit) is the source of this 4812-nucleotide messenger RNA. Lineage: Eukaryota; Metazoa; Chordata; Mammalia; Lagomorpha; Leporidae. The record is from RefSeq and is a predicted model, not a curated record.